Molecule: messenger RNA, 3346 nt
Organism: Coccinella septempunctata (seven-spotted ladybird)
Lineage: Eukaryota; Metazoa; Arthropoda; Insecta; Coleoptera; Coccinellidae
Product: protein O-GlcNAcase
Exons: 15
Coding region: 204-3107 (967 amino acids)
Biological process (GO): glycoprotein metabolic process
Molecular function (GO): beta-N-acetylglucosaminidase activity
Source: RefSeq, a predicted model, not a curated record
AUUGUCAGGUGUCAGGUCGCAACAUAGACAGCAGGAGAAAUUUUUCAUGCUUCGAUUUUAUGAUGAAUGCGAAUGCAUAGAUUUUCCUUUUUCGUAGCCGCAUAAUAAAUCCAUCUUUUUUAUAGGUUAAUUAAUAGUAUCUUAGUGUAUAUUGUUUUUGCUUUAAUUGAUAAUUACUUAAAAGAACUACAGUGUUAUGAAAAAUGGCUGAAGUUUCAACGACUGCUGAUAAUUUGAAUACAAAAAAUGGCAAUUUUAUAUGUGGUGUAGUUGAAGGAUUUUAUGGGAGGCCAUGGACAACAGAACAGAGGAAGGACUUAUUUCAAAAAAUGAAGAAAUGGGGAAUGGACUCUUAUAUUUAUGCACCUAAGGAUGACUACAAACAUCGAGCAUAUUGGAGAGAGUUGUAUACCGUUGAGGAAGCUGAACAUCUGUCAGGUUUAAUUCAAGCUGCCAAUGACCAAAACAUCACAUUUUACUAUGCACUGUCACCAGGCUUAGAUAUAACUUACAGUAGUACCAAAGAAAUAACUGCCUUGAAAAGAAAAUUAGAACAAGUAUCUCAAUUUGGUUGUGAAGCAUUUUCAUUGUUAUUUGAUGACAUAGAACCAGAAAUGUGUGAAGCUGACAAGGAAAUAUUCCAGUCCUUUGCUCAAGCUCAAGUAUCAAUCACCAAUGAAGUAUAUCAGCAUUUAGGACACCCCAAAUUUAUUGUAUGUCCAACUCAGUAUUGUUCAUCAAGGGCAAUACCAAAUGUAACAAAUUCAGAGUAUCUCAAUACAUUAGGAUCCAAGUUAUCUCCUGAAAUAAACAUUAUGUGGACAGGUCAAAAAGUAAUAACAAGGACUUUAACAGCUGAGAACAUUCAAGAAAUCACAGAAGCUUUGAGGAGACCUCCAGUAAUUUGGGACAAUAUACACGCUAAUGAUUAUGAUCAAAAAAGAGUAUUCUUAGGGCCGUAUUCUGGGAGAUCCCCAGAUCUCAUUCCAAAAUUGAGAGGUGUGGUCACCAAUCCAAACUGCGAAUAUGGUGCAAAUUUUAUUGCCAUUCAUACGUUGGCGCAGUGGUCAAGGUGUAAUAUUGAUGGUCAAAGAGAUCUCACUCUGAAUGAUACUGUAUCAGCCGACAUAAAGCUUGAAACGGAAACAGAGGAUGGUCAAAUGUGUGAAGAUGUACCUGCUACAUUAUCUCCUAAUAUGUAUCAUCCUAGACAAGCAUUGAGAAAUGCUAUCAAAGAGUGGCUUCCAGAAUUCUCUAAACCUAAGUCAGCUUGGGGUCCUAUUGCAAAGCCACAACCGGCUGUUACUGUUAUUCCUGUGCCAAUAAUACCUUCCAUUAAUACAUGCAUGAGUCUGACUGCUACAACCAAUACUAGUUCCACUGUUACUUCAACAGUCAAUGCAACACAAUUGCAAGCCUUGGCAGAGGUUACUGUAAAUGACAGUAUGGUGAAUCCUGUGCCAGGGCCUAUUAUGAAUUCCUUAGUUUCGGAGUCCAAAGUGGUAUGUAAUGAAUCUAUUCCAAAUCCAAUCACAACAGUAUCGAUUCCUAUACCAGUGGCGGGAAAUCAAGACGAAACAAAACAAAUAACGGUAUUAAGCGGUGCAAUUAUCAAACCCAAAAUCAACAACACAAAUGAGGAAUAUAUCAAUUCUCAAAAUAGCGGUCUAGGCAUAAGAAAUAGCGAGGAUAAAGUAAUUGGAGAAGAAAGAAAUUCAAAAGAAAUAAUGAAUGCUGAAAGGGUAUCUAAUGAAAACGAUUCUAGUCCAAGUGCGUCGGAGCCUAUGGAUUGCAACUGCACUCCAAACAUAUCACCCAGUCAUGUGAUAAAGUCAUCUGGAGCAUCUAAUGAAGAUAUAGCUAUGAGUGAAAUCUCGACAUCAAGUGGUAGUAUGCAAGUAGAAAUGUUUGACACAGGAGCUGAGAGCAAAUUAGAGAAGAAAUAUGGAGAGCUUAGUAUUGAUGACUUGACUUUGUUGUGUGACCUUUUCUAUUUGCCAUUCGAGCAUGGUGGACAAGGUUUAGUCCUUUUACAAGAAUUCAAUUGGUUGAAGUCCAACGCAAAUCUUGUCAUGGAGCAAAAUCAAAGAGCUAACAGGGAAUCUCCUGAGAUCCAAGAGUGGUUUUCCAGGGCGGCCAAAUUUAAUGAAAUAACAGAAGCUGUGAACAAAUUGGUUAAAAAUCUUACAUCCUGCAACAAUCGAGAACUAUUAUAUGAUCUGUAUCCCUAUGUCUGGGAUAUAAGAAGUGUUAUAUCUCUGCUUAAUUCCUAUAUAAAAUGGUUAGCUGGUGGCCAUUUCCCUUCGUCUAUGCCUUCAUUCACCCAAGGAACCUACACAUGGUUUUCUAAAGGUUGGAAAGAAACGUUUAUGAGUGGUGACCAGGAACCCUGGGUAUUCAGGGGUGGUUUAACUGCAGAUUUGCAGCGAUUGAUGCCUGUGGAUUCUGGGAACGAUUUAUUCGUGUACAAAAUACCGGAUAUGCCAACAUGUCGGAUAUUCACAAUAAGACCAUACAUCAACACAGAUGAAAAUGAUGUCAUGAGUAUUUGCACAAGAACUUCUAAAGAUGGAUUGGAAGACCAACAUCCAUACCCAGAUUGUCUGAAAGAUCUUCAUGCUGACAGAAUAGUAGCUCCUUACUUGUUGUUGCACCCAGAGUUCUGCCUGGUGGUAGAAGAUGAUUCUGGCAUUGUGGGAUAUGCAUGCGCUGCACCAGAUCACAAAAAGUUCCGGGUUAAACAAGAAUUAUCUUGGAUUCCAGAGAUGUGUGAAAAAUAUCCUUUAUCUCUUAUCAACAGCAAUAUUAGUAAAUUCGCACAAGAAAGUAUCACGUAUUUCCACGAAUUCAAGGAUGAAAUCUGCAUCAAUAGUACUACACAUCCAUCAAGCAUGAUUUGCAGCCUUCUGCCUUCUGUUCUAGACCAGUCUGUGAGUAAACGUUUGGUAACUGCUCUACUAGCAGCACUAAGAGCGAAUGGAUGUUUUGGAGUACAUGUAACAAUGAAAAGCACCGAUAGUUAUAUUCAUGCUUUUUAUGGUAAACUUGGUUUCGUGGAGAACACACAGGCUGUGGAGGGUAAAAUAAUAAUGAGUCGUAAUUUUUGAACUAGAAAUAAAACAUUUAUUUAAUAUUAUUAUAUGGCUGACAAUUAAAAGAUAUUAUACAUUAUUUAUAAGUGAUUUGUGAUUGAUAAAAUUUAGUAUUGAUUCUAAAAUUCCCUAUAUUAAUGAGUUCGAAUGCUUAGUUCUUUAUGUAUUGAAAAGUACAAGAAAACGAUUGAGUCUGUUCAACUUUUUCAUUGUUCAUAUGUAUAUUUGAUUGAUGAAUAUAAUACUUUUUUUAA